Cottoperca gobio is the source of this 2583-nucleotide messenger RNA. RefSeq lists its product as uncharacterized. The transcript has 5 exons. The record is from RefSeq and is a predicted model, not a curated record. Bases 159 to 1424 code for a protein of 421 amino acids. NCBI's taxonomy places the organism in Eukaryota, Metazoa, Chordata, Actinopteri, Perciformes, Bovichtidae.
CUUGCAGCGUCUCGGAUGGUUUGGUUUGGAUGUGUGCAUGGAUGUAAAGCCUGCUCCUCUCUUUCAGUGAAUGCAUAGAUGAUGAUAGAUCGUUCGGCUAAUUGAUACAGGAGGAUACAGCUGCUGGCACACAUUACAGUGUAAUUCCUGCUCGCGGUAUGGACGGGUUGCAGGCGGAAAAUCCUGGAGUUGGCGGCAUCCGGGGAAACGCGGAGGAGAGGUAUCGCGCUCUAGCCUAUGACACUGCUCUGAGCACUUUGGUGGCAGUGGCCGUGUAUGUGGUGGUGAAAGUGAGCCUGGACGGCAUCAGACAGUGGCGGGCCAGCAUCUCUGUGCUCAUCGUGGGUUCGGGACCUGUGGGGCUGACGGCCGCGCUGGUCGCUGUCCGCUCCGGUAAGGUGCUGAAACUGACCGUGCUAGAUGAGAGGUACCGGACUGCCCUGCUCUGCCGACCCCAGCAGAUCGCUCUGGAUCCCUGGAGUGUGAAGUUUCUGCUGGGACUCGGGGUGGACUUUGAUAACAUGGAGGGAUGUUGGCACAACGAGCAUUUCUUCACCAGGAUAGGCGUGUUUCAGGAGUACCUGCUGAGCAUCCUGGAGCAGAAGAAACAGAAGGUGGACGUCAAGGUGCUGCUGGGAACCAAGUUUACAGAGGAAUAUCUGCGACGUAUCCCUCGGAAUGAGUGGCCACGAGUGAUUGUGGUGGCUGAUGGGUCGUGUGGCGACUCCUGCUCGGUGCUGGGCAUCAGCUCUGACUACACUGUGGAGACCUGCCAUGCCUAUGGAGCUAAUGCAACUAUAGAGAGACCAGACCAGAGGCAGGUACCCACUCCUGAGAUCCGUGCCCACAGCCUCUAUUUCGACCUGUCCGCUUACGGAAUGGAGGCCCUCCGAGAGCACAGAAAUCCCACGGCCAAACCUGGCUUCCACCUGAAGAUCUAUGGCACGUUCAGAAACCGCUACAUGGCCCUCGUCUGCCACGCCUCUGACACCAAGAUGGUUCGCUUCCUCCGGCACACGGCCAACUCCUCUAUCAUGAAGAACAUUUUCCACCAGUCCUUCAAUGUCUAUAAGACGGACAUAGAGCCUCGUCUCAACGACGUGACGCUCCACCACAUGCAGUGCAGCCGUCGUCUUUUUGAGAUUCAGUUGUCACACAGACGCAUCAGCGCUGCCUACAUAGAGGGGGACAAUGUGGCUGUCACUGUAGAAGGGGAGGCAGCACGCGUCCUCAACUUCGACACAGGUUGUGGGGUGAAUCUUGGCAUGCGGGGUCUGGAGUCAAUGGGGACGUUCAUUUACCGGACAGCCACCGCUGUGGACCAGAAUGAUAUUCUAGAGGCACUGUCGGCUAAGAUGAAGCACUCCAGACAGAUGGCUGAGACCUUCAAGCAGACAGGCCUGGCUCAAUCAAUGUAUGAAUAAAACACGAGGACGACCUGGUGAAUGCACAAUGCCACCUAGUGGUGGAUUAUUUGUGUGUACAGUAUAUGUUUACAAUGAAUCAUGAGUCGGAUGCUGAAAUGGACCACUAAUGGUUACAUACUGAAUGGAGCGAGUGUGAGCAGUCACAAGAUGGAUAAUGGAUGUAAACAUGAGAGACCAUAAGUCUUUGUGACAUACAAUGAGCGGAUCUAUGGAUGGAGCGAGAAUAGUCAAGGACACAUUUGGUACAAUUUGCAGGUUGCAAAGCUUGUGAAUACAGCAAACUGUGGCGGAAAGAGAGAUAAUAUGAUCUUUUACUGUUGCAAUGACACAUUUCACUCUUUAUGAGAAUGUAGUGGAAAGAAAUCUAGCCCUAAGAGAUUAGGAGUAGUUGGACUAAAUGAAAAUUCAGUGAUCCUUGUCAUUUUCAUCACUGUAAUCUUCUCCUUUUAUUAGAGAAAAUAUUGUCUUGAUUUCCAAAAUCUAGCCAAUUGUGCAUUCUGGACAUCAAUGGUGCUAGAGGAAAUGAAACUGUGCCGUAGCAUCAUCAGCCAGAACUGAAUAAUGUGUAAUACGGUUAUUGUCCAUGAAUGAACAGAGGAACACACAUCAGGUGAAGUCCAAAGUGUUAUUAUGAAGCCUUUUGUCUUCAUGGUUGUUCGAUACAGUGGUGAUAAUUGUGGUGAUGAUGUUCUAAAGUAUUUGCUAGAGUGGCCUUUGUUUGUGUGGAGACUUUUUAGUGUAUUUCAAAAGGGUACUGCAACCAUACUAUGGGCCAACGGUCAUAUCACAAUUUCAUUUUUACUGGUGUCACAUUUUCACUCUCCUUUUUAUAUUGUGAUCCAAAAGUAUCAUCACAAAAACUAUGACUACUAAAAGUAUAUUAUUUCAGAUUAAUGACAGUAUGCUGAUAAUAUUGUCCUAAUUCUUUUGAAGUGCCAAUAAAGAUGCUGAUUUGGCAAGAGUGAUAUGGAUAGUCUUUACAUGAAACCCUUAAUUUAAUAAAUAGUAAAAGCAACCUAAAUGUAGUUGCUUGUCAGUGCUCUUACAAAUUGUGUUAAUGUAAAUAUAUAAUAGUAUACUACAAUGACAGCCUCAAACACAGACUUAUCUGUUCUGUCAGUAUCUAAAUACUCUGGAAGUAUCAACAUUUCUUACA